GGUUAGGGUUGGCGGCGGCGGCGGCGGCGGCGGCGGCUUCGGCAUGGCGGGCUUCGCGGAGCUCGGACUGUCGUCGUGGCUCGUGGAGCAGUGUCGCCAGCUGGGCCUGAAGCAGCCCACGCCCGUGCAGCUCGGCUGCGUCCCCGCCAUUCUGGAGGGCCGGGACUGUCUGGGCUGCGCCAAGACGGGCAGCGGCAAGACGGCGGCCUUCGUGCUGCCCAUCCUGCAGAAGCUGUCGGAGGACCCUUACGGCGUGUUCUGCCUGGUGCUCACCCCCACCCGGGAGCUGGCCUACCAGAUCGCCGAGCAGUUCCGGGUGCUGGGCAGGCCGCUGGGCCUCAAGGACUGCAUCGUGGUGGGCGGCAUGGACAUGGUGGCGCAGGCCCUGGAGCUCUCGAGGAAGCCGCACGUGGUCAUCGCCACCCCGGGGCGCCUGGCCGACCACCUGCGCAGCAGCAGCACCUUCAGCCUGAAGAAGAUCCGCUUCCUGGUGCUGGACGAGGCCGACCGCCUGCUGGAGCAGGGCUGCACCGACUUCACUGCCGACCUGGAGGCCAUCCUGGGGGCGGUGCCGGCCCGCCGGCAGACGCUGCUGUUCAGCGCCACACUGACCGACACGCUGCGCGAGCUGCAGGGCCUGGCCACCAACCGGCCCUUCUUCUGGGAGGCGCAGGCGCCGGCGCGCACGGUGGAGCAGCUGGAUCAGCGCUACGUGCUGGUGCCCGAGCGCGUCAAGGACGCCUACCUGGUGCACCUGCUGCAGCGCUUCCAGGACGCGCACGAGGACUGGGCCGUGGUGGUCUUCACCAGCACCUGCAAGACCUGCCAGGUGCUGUGCAUGAUGCUCCGCAAGUUGGGCUUUCCUGCCGUGGCGCUGCACUCCAUGAUGAAGCAGAAGGAGCGCUUUGCGGCCCUGGCCAAGUUCAAGUCCAGCAUCUACCGCAUCCUCAUCGCCACUGACGUGGCCUCCCGGGGCCUGGACAUCCCCACCGUGCAGCUGGUCAUCAACCACAACACCCCUGGGCUCCCCAAGAUCUACAUCCACCGGGUGGGGCGCACGGCCCGAGCAGGCCGCCAGGGCCAGGCCGUCACGCUGGUGACGCAGUACGACAUCCACCUGGUGCACGCCAUCGAGGAGCAGAUCGGGAAGCGGCUGGAGGACCUCCAGGUGGAGGAGGCCGAGGUGCUGGAGAUCCUCACGCAGGUCAACGUGGUGCGCCGCGAGUGUGAGAUCAAACUGGAGGCCGCACACUUUGGCGAGAAGAAGGAGGUCAACAAGCGGAAGCAGCUGAUCCUGGAAGGGAAAGACCCCGACCUGGAGGCCAAGCGCAAGGCCGAGCUCGCCAAGAUCCGAAGGAAGAACCAGCGCUUCAAGGAGCACGUGCAGCAGACGCUGGGGCACAGGGGCCCCCCCAAACCGCCACCCCGGGCCGAGGGGGAGGGGGAGGCCUAAUAAAGGGCUCGCUCCUGCA
Molecule: messenger RNA, 1472 nt
Organism: Erinaceus europaeus (western European hedgehog)
Lineage: Eukaryota; Metazoa; Chordata; Mammalia; Eulipotyphla; Erinaceidae
Gene: DDX49
Product: DEAD-box helicase 49
Exons: 13
Coding region: 44-1453 (469 amino acids)
Molecular function (GO): nucleic acid binding; ATP binding; RNA helicase activity
Source: RefSeq, a predicted model, not a curated record